GAACCACCCCAAGUUUGUCGCAACAUCCUCGUGCGGCGCAAACUGCCCCUCGUCCCGCCCCAGCUCAGUCUUUAACUUAGUUCCUGCUCGCCACAACCAAGAUCACCAUCGCGCCAGGGGCCGCUACUUCUUUUAUCGAUCGCAUCCUCAAGGGCGCCUGCACCGGGUGCUCGUGCAGCCCCUCUUGCGGUGCGCGCCACAGUCUCUCCCUGCUACACGACCAGCGUUGCAUCAGCCACAGCAUCCACGCCCGCAAUGCCUUCCGAGUCCACCAACGCCGGCAUCGUCACAGACGAAUCGAGCGGCGAGCGCCAAAUCCCUGAAUCAGUGCGCGCCGACGGCAGCACCCGAAAGGCGAUCAAGAUCCGUCCCGGCUAUCGCCCGCCCGAAGAUGUCGAGGUCUACAAGAACCGCACCGCCGAGGCGUUUCGUGAGCGCGGCAAGCGGGUAGGCAUACCCGGCGCGGCGGGGCUCAAGGAUGAAGAGCAGCCGGAACAGAGCGCCGCGGCCAACAAAAACGCAAAGCGACGCGAGGCGCGCAAGAAAGCUAAGGCUGCGGCCGAGGGCGAGGGCGAAGGCGAGGGUGAGGGCGCCGCCAAGGGCAGCUCCGCAACAGAGGCCCGACCCGCAGAGAAGGAAGAAGUUGAUCCCGAGGUCGAGCGUGAGAAAAAGGCCCGGAACCUGAAGAAGAAGCUGAAGCAGGCCAAGGAGCUCCAAAAUAAGAAGGAGGGCGGAGAGACCCUCCUUCCGGAGCAGAUCGCCAAGGUCAUCAAGAUCAAGGAGCUUAUCCGAGAACUGGAUGCCCUGGGCUUCGAUGCCGAUGGUGAACCGAAAACCGAGUCCGCCAAAGAUGGCAGCGAUAAGAAGGACUGAGCGGGAUACUGAUGGUGGCCUACCUCGACUACCCGUUUGAUGUACGGUGUGCUGGAUGUUCCGACACUUGCUCAUCCCAGCAGCUCCGCACACAUUGGAGUUCAUUAGAGCUCACAUUCUACCGCAUGGGGCAUUGUAGCGCCAUGAAUGUGCUUCGUGCAGUCCAUGGACGUGCUGAUGGACUGGCGGCCACGGCAUCAUCCUUCUCGUUAUCCCAGCUGAUGAGGGGUGGGACUACGGGCAGGAGUUUUGGCAAGUUGGGUUGGGCAAAGGAAUGUUUCUAGACAGGGAAAGGUGGUAUCUCAUUGAGGGACUUUGGGAACUUCUGGCGUCCGGACGCGCACAUUGAGCUGUUUCAGUGCCAAUCCCGUGCGUGAGAUACUAUCGUCAUAGGUGCUAGCACAAACUACUUUGAGGAGCACAUGUCCGCCAAACUCCGCCAAGUACGCCCUGAUUAAGAAUCAAG
Purpureocillium takamizusanense is the source of this 1339-nucleotide messenger RNA. RefSeq lists its product as uncharacterized. The record is from RefSeq and is a predicted model, not a curated record. Gene Ontology annotation, molecular function: RNA binding. Lineage: Eukaryota; Fungi; Ascomycota; Sordariomycetes; Hypocreales; Ophiocordycipitaceae. Gene Ontology annotation, biological process: exon-exon junction complex disassembly. The transcript has a single exon. Gene Ontology annotation, cellular component: cytoplasm; exon-exon junction complex. Bases 256 to 873 code for a protein of 205 amino acids.